AUGUUUUUUUCUUACCAGGCCUUCCUCCUGGCCAGCUGCAUUCCCGUAGGAUUCUGGGCAUCGGCCCAGACGAUCGUCGUGAAUGACACCAAGAUUGCGGCUAACCUGUCCACCGUCGCCCCCGCCGCUGAGGUAAUCUCGGGCAAUUCGGGACUCUUGGACGAGGAAACCUCGCAGCUGACAGAUGCCGUCCUGGCAAACCUCACGGACCUGUCUCUGACCAACAUCUCGCUGUUCGCAUUUGCAGACAGCAUUACGAGUAAAAAGGACAGGCGGGCUCCCUCGGAAAGUUGCAAAACGUACCCCGGCGAUGCCUCAUGGCCCAAUAAUAUGACCUGGGGCAUGCUGGACCUCCUCACGGGAGGCGCCCUGAUCAAGACGGUCCCUAUUGCGUCGCCCUGUUAUAAUAAUUGGGGUAACUACGAUGCAGCAAGGUGUAAAUAUGUAACGGAUAAGUUCUCUAACGUCAGCCUUCACUUGGCCGAUCCUUCCUCCGUCAUGUUCCCCUUAUGGGAGGGCACAACCUGUAUGCCCACCGCCGACAUGACGGAAAGCUGCACACUAGGCGGCUACCCCUCAUACAUCGUCAACGUGACCAAAGUAGCCCAGAUGCAACUCGCAGUCAAUUUUGCCCGAAACCAGAACCUGCGUCUCGUCAUCAAGAACACGGGCCACGAUUUCUUAGGCCGUUCUUCCGGUGCUGGUGCCCUGUCUGUCUGGACCAACCACUUUAAGAGCAUUGUCUUUGAGGAGAGUUACACUGCUACUGACUACUCCGGCCCGGCCAUCAAGAUCGGCGCCGGGGUUGAGAACAAGGAGCUUUAUGAAGCGGCUGAGAAAUUCGGCGUUACGGCUGUUGGAGGGUUGUGCACGACGGUUGGCGUUGCUGGUGGUUAUAUCGCCGGUGGUGGCCACUCACCCAUGUCACCUCACUACGGCAUGGGAGCUGAUCAGGUGUUGAGUCUUGGUGUAGUCACCGCAGAUGGCCGGUUUGUUACGGCCGAUGCGACGCAGAACCAGGAUCUCUUCUGGGCGUUGAGGGGUGGUGGUCCUAGUUCAUACGGCAUCGUCACCUCAGCUACCCUCAAGGUCUACCCCAAACUCCCCGCAGUAGCCAUCAUGAAGUUUAGCUUCACCGCCUCCAGCGCCGCCGCCUGGGAGGCUAUCAAAGCCUACUGGCAAGCCGUCCCAUCCUUCAUUGAUGACGGCCACUACAUGUACUGGAAUGUCAUUCCCCUAGGCAAUGGCACCAUCAGCUUCGGCAUAUACCCCUGGUUCGCACCCAACACCACGACGGAGCAGCUCAAAAACUACACCGCCCCCCUAUUCGCCACCUUCGCCAGCUAUGGCGUCGACGUGACCCCGACCUACCAAGAAUUCACUAGCUACUUACCCGCCUGGCAUGCCUCGACCGACGCCGAAGCCGUCAGCAGCAUCACAAGGCGAAGUACGUCUCGCCUCUUCCCCCGGGAGUACAUAGAAGAUGCCACGAAAUUCAACCAGACCUUCACCGCGCUGAAGUCCAUAAUCGACCUCGGUGGCGUCCUGGUCGGGUACGGCAUCACCGGCGGGCCGGCGAACGUCUCUAUUCCCGAUAACGCCGUGAACCCAGCCUGGCGCGACACGGCCCUGUUCGUCAUCCCCGCCGUAUCGUGGGGCGCCGACCUGUCGCGCGAGGAGGUCGCCGCAUUCAGCAUGAACUUCACCAACUCGUGGCUGCAGCCCCUACGCGAUGCGUCGCCAGGGGUGGGCGCCUAUGCCAACGAGGGGGACAUUAUGGAGCCUGAUUUCCAGCAGAGCUUCUGGGGCACGCCGUACGAGCGGUUGUAUGCUUUCAAGCGGAGUGUUGACCCGACGGGCUUAUUCUACGCUCAUGAGGGGGUUGGGAGUGAGGAUUGGUAUGUUACGGGACAGCUGGAGGGGCUGCCUACGCAGAAUGGUAAGUUGUGUCGUGUAUAA
Messenger RNA from Pseudomassariella vexata, 1959 nucleotides. RefSeq lists its product as uncharacterized. The coding region runs from base 1 to 1959 and encodes 652 amino acids. Gene Ontology annotation, molecular function: FAD binding; oxidoreductase activity. NCBI's taxonomy places the organism in Eukaryota, Fungi, Ascomycota, Sordariomycetes, Amphisphaeriales, Pseudomassariaceae. The record is from RefSeq and is a predicted model, not a curated record. The transcript is spliced from 4 exons.